Astrephomene gubernaculifera is the source of this 483-nucleotide messenger RNA. Lineage: Eukaryota; Viridiplantae; Chlorophyta; Chlorophyceae; Chlamydomonadales; Astrephomenaceae. The record is from the annotation of a GenBank genome assembly.
UCGUGCCGAUCAGCAGCACUAGCAGGCCGCACCUCUCACUGAGCCCACGGGCACCUCGCAUCCCGCAGUUCCCACACCCCCGCACCAGCCCGUCUCAGCACCCGCUGCUGUUACGUCCCAGACCCCAGCCGCAUCACCUUAACCAACAUCACACACGCCUUCCAGCGGCUCCAAGCACUACGACCAAGGUCGACGUGGCCACGUCAGCGCCGAGUAGCACCCACACAAAUGUCGUUGACCCCAACGACAUGGCUUCCGUGCCUCCACCCGCCAGCCUGACCCCUGCUCCCGGCUCCGGAACUGCACCCUCACAAGGAGCCGAAUCUGGGGCCCAACCCUUCAAUUGGACAAGCCACUGGUGGCCUCUGCUGCCCGAGGCCUACCUGCGGCCUGAGCGGCCCAACCCGGUGCAGCUGCUGGGGCUGUCGCUGGUGGUGUGGCGGGAUGGCGCCGGCAGCUGGCGCGUGUUCCGAGACCAGUGCC